Molecule: messenger RNA, 1261 nt
Organism: Triticum dicoccoides
Lineage: Eukaryota; Viridiplantae; Streptophyta; Magnoliopsida; Poales; Poaceae
Product: probable cytokinin riboside 5'-monophosphate phosphoribohydrolase LOGL9
Exons: 6
Coding region: 131-886 (251 amino acids)
Biological process (GO): cytokinin biosynthetic process
Cellular component (GO): nucleus; cytosol
Molecular function (GO): hydrolase activity, hydrolyzing N-glycosyl compounds
Source: RefSeq, a predicted model, not a curated record
GCUUCCUUGAUAGAACAAGUCGCCACAGGCAGUCCACAGUCCACACACGAGAGCGCACGGCACCACACUCCUUCCUCGCCACAUUCGGUACGUACGGCAAUCGGCAGCUAACCUAGCUAAGCUAGGAGGCAUGCAGGGCGGCGGUGGCUGCGGGAUAGGGGAGACGGCGGCGGCGGCGGCGGUGCCGGCCAAGAACCACAGUGGCGGUGUUGGUGAGGGCGCCGGCGUGGAGGUGGAGGAGGGGCCUCGUUUCCGGCGGGUGUGCGUGUUCUGUGGGAGCAGCUCCGGGAAGCGCAGCAGCUACCGCGACGCCGCCGUCGAGCUCGGCAAGGAGCUGGUUGCUCGCGGGAUGGAUCUGGUGUACGGCGGGGGCAGCCUGGGGCUCAUGGGGGAGGUCUCCGAGUCCGUCCACAAGGCCGGCGGCCACGUCAUCGGCGUCAUACCUACCACUCUCAUGGGCAAGGAGAUCACCGGGGAGACGGUGGGGGAGGUGGUGGCGGUGUCGGGGAUGCACGAGCGGAAGGCGGCCAUGGCGCGCAACGCCGACGCCUUCAUCGCGCUGCCCGGCGGCUACGGCACCCUGGACGAGCUGCUCGAGGUCAUCACCUGGGCGCAGCUCGGCAUCCACACCAAGCCAGUGGGGCUGCUGAACGUGGAUGGGUACUACGACUUCCUGCUGGCCUUCAUCGACAAGGCGGUGGACGACGGCUUCAUCCGACCAUCCCAGCGCCACAUCUUCGUCAGCGCGCCCAACGCCAGGGACCUCGUCCACAAGCUCGAGGAGUACGUGGCGGUGGAGGAGGAGGACCCGGCGACGCCCAAGCUGCGGUGGGAGAUCGAGCAGGUCGGCUACAACGCCACGCUCCACGCAGGGAUCGCCCGCUGAUGGAUCGACGCUUGCUCCCACUACUACUGUACGGGACCAAUUGGUUACUGGCCCACUCCGCUAGUGGUUAAUUAAUUAAUUUACUAGUACCAUCACACGUACUACGCCAUGCAUUCAUGGAUGUAGUACGGAUGGAGGAACGGAUAUUCCACUUUGGUGUGCAUGCAUGCAUGCAUUCGCGCGUGUUAAGCUUCCAGCACGUUCCAGUUUGUGCCUGCUAAUUACUAGUAGUCCUGUUGGCUGAUCAGUUGACUCCUGUUGACUCACGUACGGAAGUGUGUAGUACUGUUGUAUCUAUUUUGAUGAUGUGUAGCUGGCUGGAACAGUGGUGUGUAUGGUUUCCCGCUUCAUAAUUAACUAUCAUUAAUUAUAUUU